AAAUCAAAAUGCCCCAAUUUGAUAGUUAAUUUCCCUGUUCUUGGUCUACCAAAAUAAUCUCGCCCAGAAGAACAGAACGAAACUUUUAUUCGUGUUCGUUGGCUCAGUCGGAAGCUAAUGGCUGCCAUCUUAGCUCGCAAGUCUCUUUACGCACUUGCCGCUCGUCGCCUUGCUGUGUCUGGAGAAGUUUCCAAUCAAUAUGCACUACGAUCUGGUGCACACUUUUAUUCCACCAAACAAGAGGAUAGAGAGAGAGCGCAGCUUGAAAAGGAGCUUUCCAAGGAUUGGAGUUCUAUUUUUGAGCAAAGCAUAAACACCCUAUUUCUUACUGAAAUGGUUCGUGGUUUGAGUUUGACCCUCAAGUACUUCUUUGAGAGAAAAGUCACCAUCAAUUACCCAUUUGAGAAGGGUCCUCUGAGCCCUCGUUUUCGUGGGGAGCAUGCCCUUCGACGGUAUCCAACUGGAGAGGAACGUUGCAUUGCCUGCAAACUCUGUGAAGCUAUAUGUCCUGCACAAGCCAUCACAAUUGAGGCUGAGGAACGUGAAGAUGGAAGCCGAAGGACAACAAGGUAUGAUAUUGACAUGACGAAGUGCAUCUACUGCGGAUUAUGCCAAGAGGCAUGCCCUGUUGAUGCAAUUGUUGAGGGACCCAACUUCGAAUUUGCAACCGAGACUCAUGAGGAGCUUCUGUAUGACAAAGAGAAGCUACUUGAGAAUGGAGACCGUUGGGAAACAGAGAUUGCAGAGAACCUGAGAUCUGAGAGCCUCUACCGCUGAUAUCUCUUGCCAGUUGAUGACCAAAAUUUUCUCAUGAAAAAUAAAAGAUCUGUAUAUUGGGUCUUGGAAGAUUUGUAUUUAAAUUUUUUGUUUUUUUCAGUAUAAUUCAGUAAUGGUUCUUGUUGAACUUGAAAUUCUUGCUGCAUGUAGAGACUGAAAGUGAUGGCUGAUGGGUAUAGACUCCAAAUACAAGAGUCAAAUUUUCUGUGUAGAAUUUCUCGUUUGAUGAUCACCUAGGGACAAAUCAUGUUUUGAACAGAUUUUGUUGUAAUUUGCUCUUGGACAUCUUCAAAUAAGACUUUACUUGAUGGGCUAA
Mercurialis annua (annual mercury) is the source of this 1093-nucleotide messenger RNA. RefSeq lists its product as uncharacterized. The record is from RefSeq and is a predicted model, not a curated record. Gene Ontology annotation, cellular component: membrane. Gene Ontology annotation, molecular function: NADH dehydrogenase activity; 4 iron, 4 sulfur cluster binding. Gene Ontology annotation, biological process: mitochondrial electron transport, NADH to ubiquinone; mitochondrial respiratory chain complex I assembly. The coding region runs from base 118 to 777 and encodes 219 amino acids. The transcript has 8 exons. NCBI's taxonomy places the organism in Eukaryota, Viridiplantae, Streptophyta, Magnoliopsida, Malpighiales, Euphorbiaceae.